Molecule: messenger RNA, 1515 nt
Organism: Impatiens glandulifera
Lineage: Eukaryota; Viridiplantae; Streptophyta; Magnoliopsida; Ericales; Balsaminaceae
Product: probable indole-3-pyruvate monooxygenase YUCCA4
Exons: 4
Coding region: 168-1373 (401 amino acids)
Molecular function (GO): flavin adenine dinucleotide binding; monooxygenase activity
Source: RefSeq, a predicted model, not a curated record
UCUCUUUUAGUAGUUCCCAUCUAUGAACAGAAGAAGAAGCAACACUGAAGCCUGAUCAUCAUCAUCAGACAAAAAAAAAACAAUCAAAAUCCCAAAGGUCAACAGCAACAGCAUUGUUAAAAAAAUAUAUAUAUAUAUUCAUAUAGACCAAGUGGCGGUUAUUUGGAAUGAAGUCUCAAUCAACAGCUUGUUUCUGGAUUCCAGGGCCAUUGAUUGUUGGUGCAGGACCUUCAGGACUAGCUGUGGCUGCAUGCCUAAAACAAAAAGGAGUUCCAUUUCUAAUCCUCGAGAAAGAAACCUGUCUAGCAUCUCUAUGGAAACUAAGAACCUACGAUCGUCUUAAACUCCACCUCCCAAAGAAAUUCUGCCAACUACCCUUUUUUCCAUUCCCUCCAGAAUUCUCCGAAUACCCUUCUAAGCAACAAUUCAUAUGCUACCUCGACGCUUACGCAAAGCAUUUCUGCAUCAAUCCUUUGUAUGGGAAGUACGUUCACUGUGCAAAGUACGACACUUCUAUGGGUCUCUGGACGGUUCAAACUGACGACACUAAGUAUGUUUCUCGGUGGCUAAUUGUGGCUACAGGUGAGAAUGAAGAACCACUUCUACCCGAGAUUGCUGGAAGAGAAGAAUUUAAAGGGAAGAUGCAACACAGCAGUGAAUAUCAUAAUGGAGUUGAUUUAAAGGGAAAUAAGGUUUUGGUGGUUGGAUGUGGUAAUUCAGGUAUGGAGGUCAGUUUGGAUCUCUGUAAUUGUGGUGCUCAAGUUUCUUUGGUAGUCAGAAACAAGAUGCAUAUAUUGCCAAGACAAGUAUUGGGCAUAUCUACCUUUGGCAUGUCUAUUUUCUUGUUAAGAUGGUUUCCUGUCAAAUUAGUUGAUAAAAUACUUCUCCUAUGUUCAAGAAUGAUUCUUGGGGAAACCCACCGGUUUGGAAUCCAAAGACCCGAGAUUGGGCCGCUUGAACUCAAAAACACAACUGGAAAAACUCCUGCUCUAGAUGUAGGGGCUAUCUCUAAAAUAAGAUCUGGAGACAUUCAGGUAGUUGGAGGCAUAAGAAGAUUUACAGCAGCAGGUGUGGAGUUUACAGAUGGGACAGUAAGUGAAUAUGAUGUGGUAAUUCUAGCAACAGGUUAUAGGAGCAAUGUAUCCACAUGGUUAGAGGAAGACGGUAACUACUUUAAUAAGGAGAAUGGUUAUCCAAAUAACCCAUUUCCAAUUAACUGGAAAGGAAGCAAUGGAAUAUACAGUGUUGGAUUUACCAGACGAGGGUUGCUGGGAGUUUCACACGACGCAUUAGAGGUGGCAGAAGAUAUUGCUAAACAAUGGAACAUGAGGGCAACCACGCCUCCAGCUUAUUCACUUCUGUUUAAAGUAUAGGCUAUAAUUCUCAACAAGUUGGACUAAAUAUAUAUAUAGUAUAUGUUUUCACACUGGAAGAAGAGUAGGAUUUUGUAGCUCUUAACAUGACUUUCUUAAGCUAAAUAGCUAAUAUCCUGUAUUAUGGAAUUCCGGGCCAUAA